This is a messenger RNA of Mesorhabditis spiculigera, 540 nucleotides long. The record is from the annotation of a GenBank genome assembly. Lineage: Eukaryota; Metazoa; Nematoda; Chromadorea; Rhabditida; Rhabditidae.
AUGCUCGGCUUCAUCGACAAGAAACCGUACAGCGGAGUGCUCGCCUACCUGCUAAUUGUCAUAUUUGCCGUGUUCCUCGCUGUGCUACUGUAUUGGGGUGGACAAUGCUACCGUAUUCCACGGGGUCUCCGCGCUGAUUACCGUACUACCGUUGCUGCUACACGUGGCUACGCUGGCGAUUGGGCUAAUGUCAUCCAGUCGCGCUUCUUACUCGCCGUCAUCUACCAACCCAUCACCAUCAAGGACAUCAAGAACUUUAUGCUCGAUUGGCCGACGAUGCCGGCCUACGUGGAGCUGUUCAGCGUGUUGUUCCCCGGGUUUCUCGUCAUCCUCUGCAUGGCCUUUUUCGUGCCCUACCGUAGCCCGCUGAAGGCGUUGAGGGGGCUGCUUUGCGGGAGAUAUCUACGGGGUCAUAGGCACUACCCGGUCCAAAACGCGCGCGUGGCCAGCGGCGACAUCGUGCCGAUCGUCGUCAAGGAGGUCAUGCCGGACAAGAGCAGUCUCUCCUCAUCCUCAUCUACCACAAUUACUACCCUAAAA